AUGACACAUUCGAAUUUUGCUCCAAAAGUUACAGAAACUCCAUUGUCAGACAAAUCGGUACCGGCAUCGGAAGAGACUAAUACGUCAAUAAUUUCCAGUUAUUCAACAAUUGCUACAACUGAUUAUUCAGGACCGACCGCUAGUUCUGCGAUAUCUACACCCAAACCACAAGAGGGCAAUAGCGAUGCACCAACUUCUGAAAUCCUCACUACUUUUGUGACACCUACACCUAAACCUAUCGCAUCACCGAUCACUACUUCACAAUCGAUCACUCAAGCAUCUUCAAUUUUAGAUAAGAAUUCACAACAAAAAGCUACAUCUGCCGGAAACACUCAAAGUAAUUCGAAUUCAGAAUCUAUAACAGCUGCAAUUAAAAAUAAUAGUAACAUUCCGACUUCCACAACUGUCACGUGGUCUUCUUUGUAA
Messenger RNA from Ambispora leptoticha, 426 nucleotides. NCBI's taxonomy places the organism in Eukaryota, Fungi, Glomeromycota, Glomeromycetes, Archaeosporales, Ambisporaceae. The record is from the annotation of a GenBank genome assembly.